UCGCCAACCUUUUGUUCAUCGCCUCACCCCCCUUCCACCACCGCCUAUUCCAAGCCAAUUCAUUCGCCCUGGAGCUCUAAGCCCGUACAGCACAUUGUCCUUCUGUUACAAAUACCUUGAAUCGUCUACCACACCAAUUUCCCACUGCCUUUCUCGCCUCUCGCAGGUUCGGCAAUCUCCUGCCCCUCCUCAUUCUCACCUCAACCUCCAACCUGACCGAUACCGAACGACCGACAAAUCUAACCUGACCUCCGCGUCCACCACCUGCUCUGCUGUUAUCCCCUGCGCUCCAUCCUCUGAUCCGCGGAUACCUCUACGGACCUCCCUACUUUUUCUCCGAUCGGGCUCUUUCUCCCUGCCCCGUCGCAAAACAGCACACUGAAUAACCGGCGGCAAUACUUUUCUUUCUGACUUUUGACCGAUCGGAACCAAUGAAAACUACGUGAGAGAUUGCGAAUAAUACAUCGAGCCUUGCCAUCGUCAUGGCGCGACGAUACGAUAUCGAUGAGCUGCUAUGGCUGCGCUCAUCACCACUGGUCACGAGGCCAGCUAACCUGCCUCCGGCGGAGGACUGGAUGGGACCGCCCCCUGAUCGUACAGCGCAACGAAACGCAAACAAUAACCACAACGAAACGUCAACUCGGCGGCCAAGCAUUUUCGAGACUCGUCACAUUUCUCGCAAUUCAAAUUCAGAGGAUAUCGUCCUUGGACCUCCGAAAACCGCCUUCGCUUCCGCAUCUCGCAUAGCCGGUAAAGGCUCGAUAGAUGCCACGGAGAGGGGGCCUAUCAGACCUGGGGAAUCGGAUGAUCCGAAGAAUGACCGUUUCAACUUUCGAGACAAAUUUUUCAAAGAACGCGAUGCUGGCGACAGAGACUUCGCGGGACGUGAGGGCAAGAUGGGAACGUUCAAUAACCGUCGAGGAGAGAAGGAGGACUGGAACAACGGCCGCCAGCGCCGCACUCUAGGCCAAGAAGAGCGGGAUGGAAAACCGAAGCGCAAUGGAGAAUUCGAUAGGUGGGAGCCUCGUGAUCCUCGGGACCCGAAUGCUGAGCGCGGUGCAAAGGACAAGGAUGGCCGGUUCUUCCCUCGCCGAGAGGUGCCACCGGGCCGUGCUAGACACGAAGCGAGUUGGUUCCGUGAAGAUAACGCAGAAGAUGCACCUGAAACUCAGGAAGAGAAAGCUUCUGUGCGCAGCCGGGACUGGCGCCGUGACAGACAUGGUGCUGACCGGGACUGGGCUCGGGGCGCGAAGCUGGAACAAGAACCUGAGUGGCUGGAUGCGAAUGACCGGGAUGAACCAAGAAGAGUGCACACGCAAGAAGAUUUUGAGCGAUGGAAAGAGAAAAUGAAGGCUGGAUCUUCCCAAGCCCAGCCGGAAGAAAGCAAAGAAUCCUACAUUGGGCAGACAUCUGAAACUGCGCAGAGAACAGAGACAAGACCUACUGAUGGCGAGAUUUUUAGUCCUACUGGUGCAGCACUCCACGACACAACAAUGGAGCGAUUUUUUGGCUUGUUGGGCGAGACAAAACCUGCCCAAGAUAUGGGACCGCCCGUACCGGCCGAACCAUUGGUGAAAAAGGAACAACCGCAUUUGGCGAAACCAGGAAAAUCCUCCCGUUUCGCAGGCCUAUUCAGUCCUCCGAUAGGUAGCCCUGCAAAGGAGCCCGAGUCGCCGAUAAGCGCGAAGUCCCCUGCUCCCAUGAACCCAUCCACUGAUGCCGACCAAGAAGGCUUCCAGCGCAUCUUGCAGAUGCUUGGUGGGGGUAGGUCACAUAAUGCUACGCCCCAUAAUGACUCUAUGCAAAAUCUUGGAUCAUCUAGCCAUGCGUCCUCCCUAGUCCACGCGGAGCACACCCGAAGCCCAAUUUCUCCUUCAAGAGAGCAGGGCCAACGGCCAGAGCAAAUGCCUAUUCAAGAUCAUUCUGCACGGAUCACGGAUCCUUCGCUGAAGGAGAAUUUCUAUAACCAGGAGCCUCAAGGACGAGACAGCCAGCACUUGCUUCGACUAAUGCAACAAGUCAGAGUGAGCCCUGGCGCUGGCCCAAAUCAGGGUCCCCAGGGCCAACCCCAGAGCGCCGGACCAGCUCCUGGAUUGAUGAGUAUGCCUGAUGGCAUGCCUCAUCCCCCAGGAAUUGGACCUGGCAUGAAGGGACCGCCAGGUUUCCUGGAUGAUCCCGCAAUUGCGGCGAUGCAGAGACCUGACGUAGAUCAGCUUCGACGACGACCUACCAACGGGCCACCGAUUGGCUUCUUUGACGACGUCCCAUUCCCGCAGGGAGCCCAGGUUCCUAUUACUCCUGGCGGAACUCGUGCACCUCAAGGCCAAGCACCGCCGAUGGGCAUUCAACGUCCACCCGGAUUUGAGCACAUGCCCCCUCCCGGAUGGGCUGGACACCACCUGUCUCCACAACAAGCCGGCCCACCUGGACCUUUGGCUCCUCCGCCAGGUAUUCCCACGCCGAACAGGGGCGUUAACCCUGGAUAUAUGCCAAAUGUGAUGCCGCCACUUCCUGGGAAUUUGCCAAUGAACGAGCGUCAGCCUUUCCCUCGUGGACCUCCUCCACCUGGAAUGAUGCCGCCUCCUGGUUAUAUGAACGGUCCUCCUCCCGGCGGCUUUCCCCCGAUGCCACACAACGGAGAGAACCUGAUGGGACCUUUCGAGGGUAACCCCGGUCUCCAAGGUGCCCCAAGCUCCAGGCACUUGCUUGACAUGUUUGGGCAAGCUGGCAUUGAUACGAGGGGUGGCAUGGUUGGACCCAGGCAAUUCCGAUAAAGUGGAUUACGGGAAGCAGGGUUGAUUGACUGUCUAUUUUGAACUAUAGCAGAGUAUGUCUUUAAGUCAUUAACACUUUGGCUUUCGCCUCGCGGGCCAUAUCCCAAUUCUGCAGAUCUUUUAUCUCUGUCCUCAAUGGAGGAUCGGGCUUUUAUGUCUAUCCAGUCAUUACCCUUGACUUUCAGGAGCGAGCCUGUGAGAGUAAUAGCGAUCGUUGAUAUCUCAGGCCAUGUACACGAUAUAUUGCGAUACUCAUCUUUAUCUAGGCCAGGAUAGUCAAUCCACUCGUGAGGUCCACAUUUUGUCUUUCUCCUUGUAGUGUUAAAUUUUCUUUCAUGAGACAGUAGCAGAUUUCUCAUUGCCUUGUGCAGAGUGCAAUCAUCAAAAUCCUGCAACUUACCACCUGCCUCCAUUCACUGAAUACUUAGCUCCCUACCCAUCAAUCU
This is a messenger RNA of Aspergillus versicolor CBS 583.65, 3220 nucleotides long. RefSeq lists its product as uncharacterized. The coding region runs from base 483 to 2774 and encodes 763 amino acids. The record is from RefSeq and is a predicted model, not a curated record. NCBI's taxonomy places the organism in Eukaryota, Fungi, Ascomycota, Eurotiomycetes, Eurotiales, Aspergillaceae. The transcript has 3 exons.